Bicyclus anynana (squinting bush brown) is the source of this 1904-nucleotide messenger RNA. Its product is annotated as organic cation transporter-like protein. Gene Ontology annotation, cellular component: membrane. The record is from RefSeq and is a predicted model, not a curated record. The transcript has 5 exons. Gene Ontology annotation, biological process: transmembrane transport. NCBI's taxonomy places the organism in Eukaryota, Metazoa, Arthropoda, Insecta, Lepidoptera, Nymphalidae. Gene Ontology annotation, molecular function: transmembrane transporter activity. Bases 352 to 1788 code for a protein of 478 amino acids.
UGUUUAAGAGUGAAGACGCAAAUGAAUAUCACUAAGAUAAAAAUACUUUUAACAUUUUUAUAUUUGUGUAGAAAAAACAAAAGGAAUAUUUUAUUCGUGAAUUCAUGAAUUAUACCUACCUACGUAUACAUAUAAAUAAAUUGUUACUUGGAUUUUAACUAAAUACAUCUUCGGUUUGCGAUACUUAACAAUCGAUACUAUCAAAACAUAACAAUUACUGUUGUUUUGACUAUAACGUGAAAAUUCAAAUAGUAACAGUAAAGGAUUUAAGUAGAAGCCAUACAUGUGUAUGGAAGAACCUAUUGUUAAGUUGUGAAUUGCAUUGAUAUGUUUUGGAAGUGAAGAUACGAAAUGUCAACUGACGAUGCGAUAGAAACUAUCAUUGGCCGUUUUGGGAGGUACCAAACGUGGAUUUGGAUUUUAAUAGCAAUCGGUCGAGCACCCACAGAUUACCAACUCAGUAACGUCGUGUUUCUUUUACCAAACGUUGAAUAUGUUUGUAUGGAUGAUAAUGCUCACAAUAAGACGAAUCAUUGUCCGUGUGAAAAUCCAAUAUAUGACCAAACAUAUAUUGAAAAUUCUGUGACGACCACGUGGAAUCUUAUAUGUGACAAGAGUCAUUAUGCAAGUUUAGCACAAUCAAUGUUACAAAUUGGAAUUCUAGGGGGCAGCUUGUUCUACGGUCAUUUAUCUGACAGAUAUGGUCGUCGACUUGCUUGUUUAGUGGCGCUUUUUUCUGAAGUUCUAUUUGUAGCAUUAUCGGCUAUAGCAUCGAAAUUGUGGAUGUUUAUAGCUCUGCGUUUUUUUAUCGGCACAGCAGUUGGAGGAACCAUGCUCUGUUGCUUCGUAAUUCUCAUAGAACUCAGUGGAAAAUCUUUUAGGCCAUACGUCACAUGCCUCAGUGAAGUAUCAUAUCUUAUUUCUUACUUCACACUACCUAUUAUAGCAUAUUUUUUACGAGAUUGGAGAAAACUACAGAUGGCUACGUCACUACCAUGGAUAUUUGUAAUAUUUUACUAUAAUUUGAUACCUGAAUCACCCAGAUGGUUGAUAACGAAAGGUAAAACGGUUGAGGCUAUUGAAAUUUUGACGCGAAUUGCACGAAGAAACGGGCGUCCAACAGAGAGUAUUCGAGACAUUGUGGAAAAUAUUAAUGAAGAAGCGGUUGCUCGAAAUGAACAUGAUUCAUAUCUAAAUCUGUUUAAGACUCCGAAAAUAAGAUUAUACACCUUAAUACAAGCUUAUGUAUGGUUGUGCUGUGCUCAUACAUUUUUUGGUAUAAAUCAGUAUAUAGGUCGACUGCAGGGGAACCUUUAUCUAAAUGUAAUGCUUUCGGCAGCGAGUCUUGCACCUGGAUUAAUCUUAAUUGUAAUCGCUUGUGUCUAUCUACAAAGAAGAGUAACAAUCGUAACUAGUUUUGUCGUGUCUGGAGUAUCUUUACUUGUAUUCAUAAUCAUACCAAGCAAUAUGAAGUCUCUAGAGUUAGCAUUUGCUAUAAUUGGACAAAUAGGCGCUUAUACAGCGUUUUGUCAAAUAUAUCUGUACUCUACUGAAAUAUUCCCAACUAUAAUAAGAAACUCUGCGAUGGGGUUCGCUUCAGUGUUUGCUAGAUUGGGAGGUUUUAUUGCACCCUUUGUUGUUAAUAUUAGAGUUGAAUGGAUAUCAAUAUUGGUAUUCAGUACGCUGGCGUUAUUGGCCGCAUCUUUGUUUUAUUUUUUACCAGAAACUAAAGACGUUGUACUACUUAAUACAAUAGAGCAAACAGAAAAAUCGAAGACCAAGAUUUAAAGAUUGUAAAGAGAUAGGUUUCUGAUUGCCUAUUAAUAAUAAGCUAUUUGUAAUAGGAAUAAACUAUUAUACAUUAUAUUACUAUACAUAUAACAAGAAGAACUUUUUAAAAGUUA